AUGGAUCCCCGGAGCCAUCGCACGCCCUCUCCGGGCAACCCCCUUCAGCAUGGCUACCAGCUGGAUGACAACCCGCAUGGCCGCCAUCCCAUGGGGCAGAACCUCGACGUCCAAAGUGUCCCGUCGAUGGGCCGCUUCAGCCCCGGCGACUCAUUAGAUAUGCACCCAGCGCACUCGAUCGAUAACCUGGGCUCGACUUCGAACUUUGAUCAGCCACACCACGGCGCUGGCGACUUCCACGGCGGCAGCGAAUACGGGAUUAACCCCGAACAGCAUCACGAUGCUUACUACAACCAGCCGUACGAACCGGCUCAGCACGAUGGACACGGCGCCGGCGGCUACGAACCAGGGUACGAACCGGGAUACGACAACGAUGGCAGACCGCUCCUGCACCACCAGGAUUCCUAUGCGGCCAGCAACGUCGGUGGCGGCUACGAAGACCCCAUGAUGCAGCAACAACAACAACAACAAGACCAAAUGCAACAACGGCAACAACAAGGAGGCAUGGGCGGCGGAGGCAUCAAACGGUGGAAGACGGUCAAGCAGGUGCUUCUGUACCGCGGCAACUUGGUCCUCGACUGUCCCGUUCCGCCACUUCUCCUGAACCAGGUACCCCACGGUGAGCGUGACGAGUUCACCCACAUGCGCUACACGGCUGCCACCUGCGAUCCGUCGACCUUUUACGAAGAGAACUUUACCCUGCGCCAGCGCCUUUUCAGCAAGCCCAGACAGACCGAGCUUUUCAUUGUCAUCACCAUGUACAACGAAGACGAGAUUUUGUUCGCUCGCACCAUGGUCGGUGUGCUCAAGAAUGUCGAGUACAUGUGCAAGCGCAAUGAGAGUAAGACCUGGGGAAAGGAUGCCUGGAAGAAGAUUGUCGUCUGCGUCGUCAGCGAUGGUCGUGCCAAGAUCAACCCGCGUACGCGCGCUCUGCUUGCUGGUAUGGGCGUCUACCAAGAGGGUAUUGCCAAGCAACAGGUCAACGGCAAAGAUGUGACGGCCCACAUCUACGAGUACACCACGCAGAUUGGCAUGCGCAUCAAGAAUGACGUCGUCCAGCUGGUCCCCAAACAGCAACCCGUGCAGAUGCUCUUCUGUCUCAAGGAGAAGAAUCAGAAGAAGAUCAACUCGCACCGUUGGUUCUUCCAGGCUUUCGGCCGUGUCCUCGACCCCAACGUCUGUGUUCUCAUCGAUGCCGGUACCCGUCCCGGUGGCAACUCCAUCUACCACCUGUGGAAGGCCUUUGAUCUUGAGCCCAUGUGCGCCGGCGCCUGUGGAGAGAUCAAGGCCAUGCUGGGGCCUGGUGGCAAGUACCUGGUCAAUCCCCUCGUUGCAGCGCAGAAUUUUGAGUACAAGAUGAGCAACAUUCUGGACAAGCCGCUCGAGUCUGCGUUCGGUUUCAUUUCUGUGUUGCCCGGUGCCUUUUCUGCCUACCGUUACGUUGCUCUUCAGAAUGACAAGAACGGCCAGGGUCCACUGGAGAAGUACUUUGCCGGUGAGAAGUUGCACGGCGCCGGCGCCGGUAUCUUCACAGCCAACAUGUACCUGGCCGAGGAUCGUAUCCUGUGUUUCGAGCUCGUCACCAAGCGCAACUGCCACUGGAUCUUGCAGUACGUGAAGUCGGCCACGGGCGAGACCGAUGUGCCCGACGGUAUCUCCGAGCUGAUUCUGCAGCGUCGUCGUUGGCUGAACGGUUCCUUCUUCGCUGCAAUUUACGCCAUUGUCCACUUCUACCAGUUCUUCCGCUCCGAUCACUCCAUCCUUCGCAAGCUCAUGUUUUUCAUCGAGUUUGUGUUUAACACCGUCAACAUGAUUUUCGCUUGGUUUGCCAUUGGCAACUUCUUCCUCGUCUUCAAGAUUCUGACGUCCAGUUUGUCAUCGGAUGACCUGCUGGGCACCGUUGGCAAAAUCCUAGGCGUUGUCUUUGAGUGGCUGUACGGAGUCUCGCUCAUUAUCAGUUUCACGCUGUCCAUGGGCAACCGUCCUGCCGGUUCCGGUCCAUACUACCUGGUCAUGUCCAUUUUCUGGGCCGUCAUCUACAUCUACCUGUUGUUUGCUGCUAUCUUCAUCUCUGUCAAGGCUAUCCAGACCGAUAUUCAGGCUGGGUUUACGAUUACGAUGUUGUUCCAGAACAAGGUCUUCAUUACGCUGAUCCUGUCCGUCAUGUCCACCUACGGUAUCUGGCUGAUUGCGUCGCUGCUCAUGUUCGAUCCGUGGCACAUGUUUACCUCGCUCAUCCAGUACCUCAUGUUGACGCCCACCUUCACCAAUAUUCUCAACGUGUACGCCUUCUGCAAUACCCAUGAUAUUUCUUGGGGUACCAAGGGUGACGACAAGGCCGAGGCCCUACCCUCCGUCAGCACCAAGGAUGGUCAGGGUAAGACGGACCUGCCCGACGAGGGUGACUUGAACGCCCAGUACGAGCGCGAGCUGCAGGUCUUUGGCCGCAAGGAGGUCAAGGUCAAGUCGACGCCGACGGCCGCCCAGCUCGACGAGAAGCAGCAGGACUACUACCGUGGUGUGCGCACGGUCGUUGUUGUCGUCUGGAUCAUCUCCAACUUUGCGCUGGCGGCACUAGUUCUGAGCACGGCCGGUCUCGAGAAGAUUGUGCCGGGUGCGUCCGACGAGGAGGCCCGUGCCACGAUCUACAUGGCGGCCAUUUUGUACUCGGUUGCGGCGCUGUCGGCUUUCAAAUUUCUCGGUGCCUGUUGGUUCUUGAUUGUGCGCAUGUUCCGCGGCGUAUGA
Molecule: messenger RNA, 2745 nt
Organism: Sporothrix schenckii 1099-18
Lineage: Eukaryota; Fungi; Ascomycota; Sordariomycetes; Ophiostomatales; Ophiostomataceae
Product: chitin synthase
Exons: 2
Coding region: 1-2745 (914 amino acids)
Cellular component (GO): cell periphery; cell septum
Molecular function (GO): chitin synthase activity
Source: RefSeq, a predicted model, not a curated record